Eufriesea mexicana is the source of this 2331-nucleotide messenger RNA. RefSeq names its product ezrin/radixin/moesin family protein merlin (gene Mer). The transcript has 9 exons. NCBI's taxonomy places the organism in Eukaryota, Metazoa, Arthropoda, Insecta, Hymenoptera, Apidae. Gene Ontology annotation, cellular component: cytoskeleton. The coding region runs from base 242 to 2167 and encodes 641 amino acids. Gene Ontology annotation, molecular function: actin binding. The record is from RefSeq and is a predicted model, not a curated record.
UUGGUUGAAUUUAGUGGAAUAAACUGUUUCGAAACACGGAGGGAUCAGUUUGCGUAUUAAAAUUGACUCUGUUUUUUUUCUCUAAAAAUAAAGUUUGGAAGGAAAGGGCAACACGAUGUGAUUUAACAAGGAAACCUACAGUUUAAAUUGUUAUACUGUUUUACGGAAAUCAAGUGAAUCGAAUCAUUAUUACAUAUUUCAAUGUAUUUUGUCAAUAUGUUACGAAUGCGUAGUGAACAUAAUGAGGAGUAAAAUGCCACCAUUUCGAAGGAAAAAAUCUGGAAAAUCUUUCCCCGUUAAAGUCUGUACGCUAGACGCUGAACUGGAAUUCAGUUUGGAGUGGAGAUCAACAGGAAGAGAUCUCUUUGAUUUAGUCUGUCGUACAAUAGGAUUAAGAGAAACAUGGUAUUUUGGACUUCAGUAUGAAGAUGCUAAAGGAUUUAUAUCUUGGUUAAAAUUGGACAAAAAAGUACAAGAUCAGUGUAUUUCUCAACAACCUACAACUCCUUUCAUGUUUUUGGCAAAGUUCUAUCCAGAGGAUGUUGCCGAGGAAUUGGUACAGGAAGUAACCCAGCACUUGUUUUUUCUACAAGUGAAGCAGGCUAUCCUUUCCAUGGACAUUUAUUGUCCACCAGAAGCAUCUGUAUUGUUAGCUUCUUAUGCAGUUCAAGCAAAGUAUGGAGACUAUGAUGAAGUUUCAUAUCGUCCAGGAAUGCUUGCUAGUGAGGACUUAUUACCACAAAGGGUUAUUGAUCAAUAUCAAAUGACACCUGAAAUGUGGGAGGACAGGAUAAAAAUUUGGUAUGCUGAUCAUCGUGGGAUGUCCAGAGAUGAAGCAGAAAUGGAAUAUCUAAAAAUUGCUCAAGAUCUUGAUAUGUAUGGUGUAAAUUAUUUUCCUAUUAGUAAUAAAAAAGAAACUGACCUUUGGUUGGGAGUCACAGCCCUGGGAUUGAACAUUUAUGAAAAGGAAAACAAGCUGGCACCAAAAACGACGUUUACGUGGUCAGAGAUACGACACAUCAGUUUUGAUGACAAGAAGUUCGUAAUAAAACCAGUGGAGAAAACAUCGCCGAACUUCGUGUUCUUCUCGCAGAAAGUUCGGAUGAAUAAAUUGGUAAAAAAACAGACAAAUGUUGGCAGCUGGGUGAAGGGUCUGAUAGCUUUAGGAUUCGACGAACAAAACAAUGACAAAGCUGCUCACAUAUUAUUUGUUAAGAUCCUGGACCUGUGUAUCGGCAACCACGAUCUAUUUAUGAGAAGACGCAAGCCUGAUUCCAUGGAGGUACAGCAGAUGAAAGCACAGGCCAAAGAGGAAAAGUCAAGGAGACAAAUUGAAAGAAAUAAACUGGCACGAGAAAAACAACUCCGAGAAGCAGCAGAAAGAGAAAAAGCUGCUAUGGAACAACGUCUCCUACAAUAUCAGGAAGAAAUUCGUUUAGCAAAUGAAGCACUUAGGAGAUCCGAAGAAACUGCAGACCUACUAGCUGAGAAGAGCCGUGUAGCUGAAGAAGAAGCAAUGUUAUUAAGUCAGAAAGCUUCAGAGGCGGAACAAGAGAUUACGCGUAUACGAUUGAACAAUAUGAAAACCGAGGAGGAGAAGGUUCAUCUGGAACGAAAAACAAGGGAAGCCGAAUUACUAACAGAGAGGCUAGUACAAGAAUCAGAACGAAGAGCUGCAGAAGCAGAAAAAUUAAAGGAUGAACUUUUACGUGCACGUAUUGCCGAAAAAGAAGCGAAAGAGAAGUUGUUAGAAUUCCUCAGCAGAAAUGCUUAUACUGCUACUAUAGCUCCUGUGCCAAAUCUAUUUCCAUCGACACAAGUUCUUCCAUCAGAUUUGCAAGCAGAUCUUCAAACACUGCAAUUAGACACAGAACCUCUGCCAGCCGAUCUAACUUCCUAUGAUCUUAUUGCUGAUGGAGACGUCGAUCAACUUUCUCUGGAAAUUGAGAAAGAAAGAGUUGACUACUGGGAGAAAAGCAAGCAUUUACAAGAGCAGCUAAGAGAAUUGCGUACAGAAAUUGAGGUUAUGAAGGUCGGAGAAAAACAGUGCGAAUUAGACCAGUUACAUGAAGAACAAGUGCGACUCGGUGAGAACAAGUAUAGUACGUUAAAAAAAGUGAAGUCUGGGUCCACUAAGGCCAGAGUUGCGUUUUUUGAAGAGUUGUAGUUGAUGUGUUCUUAAAGGAUUGAAAAAUUAAUUAACAUUUUACCAAGAAGAGGUGAAAUAAAUAGGCGAUUGGGUAUGAAAGAAUCUCGUAGACAUGUACGUAUAUAUACGUUCUAAAAUACUAAAAUGUAUGCUUUUUCUUGUAUUUUAGUGACAGUUCGAUU